AUGUCCGCUACUGGAAAGGACACCACCACAGCUUCCACCUCCUCCUUCGUCACUGCGUUGGUCACGGCUGGUAUCACUGUCGGAGCAUUGACGGCAGUAUGGUUGAUACUCCAUAAUCGACAAAAGCUGAAGAGGGUAUUCCAACCUAGAUCAUUACUGGCUCCCGAUGCCAAAAGACCACCUGUACUUCCAUCAGGUAUUUUUGGGUACUGGAAAACAAUUCUAAUCAGUACUCCCGAUACCGAUCUGAUCGUGUCUAAUGGUCCCGAUGCCUACUUCUUUAUUCGAUUCAUCAAGGUCUUCGGUCUCAAGAUGUUACUGCCUUACGUCCUCUUAACUUUCGUCGUUUGUAUUCCUGCUUCAGCUGUCAAACCCAACAACCAGUUGGAAGGCUUGAACUUGUUAUCCUUCGGUAAUGUCCCUGCAAAUCAUCAAAACCGACACAUUGCUCAUUUCUUCUGUGCGAUCGUCCUCAUGGGUUACACAUGUUGGUUGAUCUGGCAAGAGUACAACCACUUCGUCCAAAUCAGACAAGCAUGGUUGACUUCGCCUCAGCAUCUUGCCCUUGCACGAACUCGAACUGUCGCUGUCACUAAUGUUCCCGAUUCAGUCAACUCUGAAUCUGGCAUGAAGGAGAUCGCAUCGAUCGUUGCCCGAAUCGACUCCACCACUCCAGGCUCAUCCGUCCCAUCUGCUCACGCUGCUGCUCAACAACCCAGAAAAUCAACUGCUACUGAGGGUACCGCUGUCAACCCUUCCAACGAUGCUGAAGGAGGUGUCAGACAAGUCUGGUUGACCAGAAAGUGCAAGGAUGUCGAGAAAAUCUGGCAAGAAAGGGACAAGGAGUGUUCAAGAUUGGAAGGUGGUGCUGGCAAAGUAAUCAAAUUGGCUAAUAAGAACCAAGCUAAGAAGAAAACCCCCGAGGCUCAAGGUCAAUACGAUGCUGAACGAUCUUCUGGUGAUAUCAUUGACCGAUACGUCUUGUCUAAGAAACGACCUUCAUGGAAACAAGGUCCAUUAGGAUUAAUCGGUAAAAAACAAGAUUUGGAAACCUCACCUUUGUACAUCGCUGAGCGAAAUGCCAAAUUAUCCGAUCUCAGAAAGACUAUCGAUGAUUUACCUCAAGGAAAUACCGUGUUCAUUCGAUUCGCCUCUCAACAUGAAGCCCAUGCUUUCGCCAGAUUAGUAGCUGAGACCGACAAAUCCAACAAACUCAUGGAAGCGGGUGUGGAAGUUGUUCCUGAAGAUGUCGAAUGGUCCAAUAUCUCUAUGAACCCUUAUCAACGAAAGAUCCGAAAGAUCAUCUCAUGGGCUUUGACCAUCGGACUAAUCAUCGUUUGGGCUAUCCCCGUUGCGUUCGUUGGUAUCGUUUCGAAUAUCGAUGCUUUGUGUCAGAACACUGCUUGGUUGGCUUGGAUCUGUAACAAUGGACCUGUCGUCAAGGGUAUCGUGAAGGGUGUCCUUCCUCCCGUCUUAUUGGCCGUCCUGUUCAUGCUCUUACCUAUCGUAUUGCGACUCUUGGUCAAACUUCAAGGUGAAGUCAGGAAGACUGAUAUCGAACUCAAGCUUUUCUCACGAUUCUGGUUGUUCCAAGUCAUUCACGGUUUCUUAAUCGUCACUCUUGCUGCUGGUUUGAUCUCUGCCCUAUCAGACAUUGGAAAUACUGUUGGUCAAUUGCCCACUCUCUUGGCCGAGAAAUUACCUACUGCUUCCAUCUUCUUCCUUACCUUCAUCCUUACCGCUACAUUCUCAGGAGCUGCCAAAUCAUACUCUCGAGCUGUUCCGUGGGUUAUGUACAUGCUAUCAGGUAUUCUGGCUGGAAACACCCCUAGAAAGGUAUACAUGAAAUCUUUCAAGAUGGAUUCUUUCACCUGGGCUACCACUUUCCCACCUACAUGUUUGUUGAUCUGUAUAACCAUCGUCUACACGGUGAUCCAACCAAUCAUCACCCUCCUCGCUCUGGUAGCUUUCUGUCUACUCUACGGAGCCUACAAAUACCUCUUACAUUGGUGUGCCGACCAACCUGAUUACUCUGAGACUGGUGGUAUGUUCUACAUCAAAGCUUUGAGAACCGUCUUCGUUUCUUUGUAUCUCGAAGGUAUCUGUUUGGCUGGUCUCUUCUUCUUGUCCUCUGAUGAGAAUGGUGAUAGAGCAAAGAGUGGUUUGGGAUGUGGUGCUGUAAUGGUCGCUGUCAUCGUUGCCAUCGCAUUAUUCCAAUUCUACAUCGAUUGGUUCAGAUUCAAGAAACCUUAUCUCUACUAUGUCCAUUCCACCACCACUCACUCCAAAUCGUUAGGUAUCGAUCCUAAAGUCGGUGUCACCCAAACUACCUCUGACGAAGAGGUGAACAAUGCCGGUCCCCAAUACGGCAACACCUCUGGAUUCCAUUACCGAGCAUUUGACCAUCCUGCUUUGUGGAAGAAACAACCUGUUAUCUGGAUUACCAAUGAUCCUUUGGGUAUUGGUAACUAUCUUGCGGAGAAGUUUAACGGUAAGAACGUCGAGGCUUCGACUGAGUUCACGUCGAUGGAUGAGAAGCAAAAGGUCCAAGUUGAGAGAGGACCACCGGAUGAGGCGUGGUAUGGUGGAUUCUCAUCUUAA
Messenger RNA from Kwoniella botswanensis, 2601 nucleotides. RefSeq lists its product as uncharacterized. Gene Ontology annotation, cellular component: plasma membrane. Gene Ontology annotation, molecular function: calcium-activated cation channel activity. Bases 1 to 2601 code for a protein of 866 amino acids. Lineage: Eukaryota; Fungi; Basidiomycota; Tremellomycetes; Tremellales; Cryptococcaceae. The record is from RefSeq and is a predicted model, not a curated record. The transcript has 8 exons.